Dicrocoelium dendriticum is the source of this 271-nucleotide messenger RNA. NCBI's taxonomy places the organism in Eukaryota, Metazoa, Platyhelminthes, Trematoda, Plagiorchiida, Dicrocoeliidae. The record is from the annotation of a GenBank genome assembly.
UUCCCCAGACGGAGAAAUGACUAAUCCAAAUUCCGAACCCACGAAGGAAACGUAUUUGAAGAUUUUGGGACAUCUGAAGAUAGAAAUGCAGGAGUUGGUAGACAAGGAAAGUGAACUUCGUGAAAAAAUUCAGAAUUUCAAAAGUGACAAGGGUACUCUCACCCAGUCUCAGCUGCGACGCUUAUUGGAACGUGUAAUCUGCAAAUUGCACGACCGUCUCCAAAGUACUGCGAAAUACGUUGUGUUGUAUAAAAGCACCGCGGACGAGUGA